CUGGCAACUUGGAUUAUUGCAAGCACUUGAACUGUGUAAGUAAAAGUUGACCACCUAGCACCCAUGUUUCCUGAAAGUGUUUAAAGAGGGAAUUUGAGAAAUUUGCAUAUAGAGAUGAGUCAGAUGCAUGGAACAGCUGCUGGAAGUCAAGAUUUGCUAGCUUGUGAAACCUGUGGAAGACAUUUUGCACAAGAUGUUCUGUUAAGGCACGAGCCAAUAUGCAGGAAAGUCUUCAACAAAAAGCGCAAAACUUUCAAUUCUUUGAAACAGAGACUGCAGGGAACUGAAAUUCCCUCAGUGAAGAAACAGCCACCACCAAAGAAACAACCAGAAAAGAAAUCCAACUGGAGACAGCUGCAUGAGGACUUUAUUAAUGCUAUUCAGUCAGCCAAGCAAGCCACAAAAGCCAUGAAAGAGGGCCGACCCCUUCCUCCUCCUCCACCUCCAAGCGUCAAUCCAGACUAUAUUCAGUGUCCCUACUGCUUGAGAAGGUUUAAUGAAGCUGCAGCAGAGAGGCACAUCAGUUUUUGCAAAGAACAAGCUACACGACGUGUCUUUGCACCAGGCCAGAAAGCAGCCAAACAGGCCCCGGGCAAGCAACAAAUGACUCAAAGGAGAGAACCAACCUUAACAAGUGCUGUGGAAUCACUGCUUCAGAACAGAGCCCAAGAAGCUGCCAUUGCAGGACCUGCUGUGCAGUCCUCUUCUGGAAUGCCAGAGAGAACCAAAAAAACAUCCGGUGCACCCUUUGGAAAAAAUACUUCAGGAGAUUCUCGAAUGGGGCCUGUGAGGUUGAGGGCAGAGAAAAUGUCUGAUGCGGGAGUGGAAGGUCUCCAAGGCAGGGGAGGGUUCAUGUGAAAAUCUCAAACUCCCAGCACAAAGCAGAAGAUAAGGUGGCAGAUCACCCAUGACUUGAAAUGGCUGCCUUUACUUGUACAGCAUUGCUACUGAAGAUCCUAGGAAAACAGUUCCAUAAAACCAUCUGCAUUCCAACUUGUCACACAGUUU
Mauremys reevesii (Reeves's turtle) is the source of this 1008-nucleotide messenger RNA. It is a transcript of the gene ZC2HC1B, whose product is annotated as zinc finger C2HC-type containing 1B. The transcript has 9 exons. Lineage: Eukaryota; Metazoa; Chordata; Testudines; Geoemydidae. The record is from RefSeq and is a predicted model, not a curated record. The coding region runs from base 115 to 858 and encodes 247 amino acids.